UGUUUGGGACGAGUUCGAGAGCUUUCAGAGAUUUUUUUUGCUCUUCCUCGCCGAUCAUCUGCCGCGGCGCCGCCGGCACAGCCAUGCGUUCCAAAGGACCGGCUCGAAAACUCGCCACCAAACCGGCCGAGAUGAUGAGCGACGUCAUCGCCGUGUCGGAGGAGGUCGCUUACGAGCACUGCGACGAUGACGACGAAGACCACGUCAACGAUGAGGACAACAUCGACAACAUCAACAACAACGGCAGCGGCAACAGCAGAGCAGAUAUCGGCCGGACGGUUUUCGUCGAAUCCUCCGAACCGGAGGCUCACGAUCGCUUCACUCCUCCGCCACUACCCCAGCAUCGACUGCACCACGAUCACCACCACGAGCAUCGCCACGAUCAUCACCACGAGCACCACCACGAGCACCAGCAGGAGCAGCAGCAGGAGCAGCUGCAGGCAGUGUCGGAGCAAUCGGAGGCGGCAGCGGUGGGGGGGGCGGCUUCGGCGACCCAGGUGUUCGUGGUGGACGAAGCGCCGGUGCCCCGGGAGCUGGAGGUGCGCGAGUCGAGCGAGAGCGGCGCGGGGCUGCGCGUGUGGGCGCGCGGGGGCAUCGCGUCGGGCAAGCGCUACGGGCCGUACCCGCCCCACGCUGCCCGGACCCAGCACCUGGACGACCUCCGCCGCUGCUGGGAGGGCUCGCAGGGGAACAGCCCCCCCGCCAAGUUGUGCGAAGACCCGGGCCAGGACGACUCGGGAGCCUGGGUGAAGUAUGUGCGCUUCGCACAGGCGUGGGAAGAGGCCAACCUCGUAGCCUGGCAGAGCGGGGAGCAGAUGUACUACAAGGUGAUCAAGGAUGUGGAGCCGGGAGACGAGCUGCUCGUCUACAUGAGGGAGGAUUCGCAGUCUGGUGGAAGCAUGGCUCCCGACUUUGAUGACGAGCCGCGCUUCCGCUGCGGCGAGUGCGACGAGCUGUUCCGCUCGAAGCAGGACCUGCGGCACCACCAGCGCUUCUCGUGCCACAGCGGCAGCUCGGUGCUCGCCUCGCUCAGGCCCGAGAUCUCGCCGGCGACGCCGGACGCCGGGCAGAUCUACGAGUGCCGCGACUGCGACCGCAUCUUCCCCAAUGCGUACAGCCUGGAAAGGCACAUGGUGAUCCACACGGACGAGCGCGAGUACAAGUGCGACCAGUGCCCCAAGGCCUUCAACUGGAAGUCCAACCUGAUCCGCCACCAGAUGUCGCACGACAACGGCAAGCGCUUCGAGUGCGAGAACUGCGACAAGGUGUUCACCGCUGUGGCUUUCACGCAGGUGUUUACCGACCCCAGCAACCUGCAGCGACACAUCCGCUCGCAGCACGUCGGGGCGCGCGCACACACCUGCACUGACUGCGGCAAGACGUUCGCGACGUCGUCCGGCCUCAAGCAGCAUCGGCACAUCCACAGCACCAUCAAGCCCUUCAGCUGCGACGUGUGCCAGAAGUCCUACACGCAGUUCUCCAACCUGUGCCGGCACAAGCGCAUGCACGCCGACUGCCGCACGCAGAUCCGCUGCAAGGACUGCGGGCAGCUCUUCGCCACGGCCUCGUCGCUCAACAAGCACCGGCGCUUCUGCGAGGGCAAGGGCCACUUCGCCGCCUCGGCCGCGGCCGCCGCGGCCGCGGCCGCCCUCGCGUUCGGCGGCGCCGGCUCCAUGUACCCCCUGGGGCCGGCGCCUCCUCCCGGCUCGGCGCCGGACAAGGGCUCACUCGUGCCGUUUUCCCUCGCCAACCACGGCCACCACCACGGCCACCACCGCCACCACCACCACCACCCGCCGACGACCUUCGCGGAGCUGUUCCGGCAGGACGGCCACCACCACCACCACCUGCGGCAGCAGCAGCAGCACCACCACCACGCGGCCAUGGGGCUCACGUUCCCGGCAGCGUCCGGAUUUCCGUUGGCCGCGCACUUUCCGGGGCUCUUCCCGCCACCGCCGCUUCCUCCGCUGCCGCCGCAGCAGCACCAGCAGCACCAGCAGCAGCAGCAGCAGGCGGGGUCUCUGUCGAGUUUUUACUCGAGGCCCGAGUUGCUGCUCAAGAGGCUGUACGGAGAGGGCAGUCGGAGCCAGCAGCAGCCGCACAGGGACGAGGAGGGCCGCAGCGGUGGCGCGGCGGCGGCGGCGAUGCCGACGCAGCGGUCGCCGUCGUCGCCGUCGUCGCCUUCGCGCCCCGUGGCCCACGGCCCCGCGGUGGACGUUGGGGAGAAGAAGCGAGCCGGGGAUGCGCAGCGGCGCACGUCCACGGGGGAGCUGUCGGAGAUGAGCGACGAGAUGACGGAGGGCGACGCGGACGAGGACGAGGAGGAUCGCGAGGAAGAAGACGAGGACGAGGAGGAGGAAGAGGAGGAGGAUGAGGAGGAGGAUGAGGAAGAGGAGGAGGAAGAGGCCGGACUGAGCUCGCUGGUGGGCAGCGACCUGGAGCCAACGACGGGCUCGGAGGGCGACACGGACGCGGAGAAGGAGGAGCGGAGGAAGAAGCGGCGGGCGGACGCCAUCAAGAUGGAGGGAGGCAAGGCGGCCGCGCCGGCGACCCCGCCUCGCAACGGCCUCCUCGGCGGCAGCUCUGGCAAGAAGCCGUUCUUCUCCCGGCAGCCGCCGUUUGCGCUCCCCUUGUCGGUGGCCAACCAGCAGGGCUCCGCCACCUCCUCGUCGUCCUCCUCCACCGGGGUCGUCGGCUCGGUCAACGACUCCAUCAAGGCCAUCGCCUCCAUCGCCGAGAGGUACUUCGGCACGAGCCUCGUGGGCUUCUCCGACAAGAAGAUGGCGCACCUGCCGUACCCUUCCGUCUUCCCGUUCUCGUUCAUCCCGGCGUUCCCCAACUCGGCGUUCCCGCUGGGCGAUGCCGCCGCGGCGCUCGAACGCUCCUCCCUCGCCGCGAAGGCCGAGUCGGCGGCGGCGGCCGCGUUCGCCGCCGAGUCUCCCUGCGACCUGCGCAAGCGCCGCGUGUCGGGCGGCGGGCGGGCGCCGGCGCCGGCCGACGCGGCCGACCGUGGCGGCGGCCGCGACCGCGGCGGCGCUCCGACCUCGCCGCACGGCCGCCCCCCCUCACGGCGGGGGGCCGACGAGCAGCCGCUGGACCUGAGCGUGACCGGGCGCAACCGCGGCGGCGGCGGCAGCGUCGGCAAUGGGCAGCGGCGACCCGAGCCGCACAGGAACCACGUGUUUGGAGAGUGGGGCGCGCCCCCACCGGCCCCUGCGCUGGCGCAGCACCCCUUCCUGCAGUACGCCAAACCGUCGCCCUUCUUCAUGGACCCCAUCUACAGUAGGGUAGAGAAGAGAAGGCAGAUGGAACCGAUGGAGUCACUCAAGGAGAAAUACCUUCGACCAUCACCCAACCUGCUGCUUCAUCCCCAGCAGAGCCUGGGACCGUCGUCGGUGCUGCCCGGGCCGAUGGGCGGCGGCGGCGGGAUGCACAAGGUGGCGGAGAAGUUGGAGCGGCUCGGCAGCCUCUCCCUCGAGUCGGCGGCGGCGGUGGCGGCCGCCCAGAGCCUGCGGCCCGCCGUGCCGCACCACCACCAUCACCACCACCACCACGCGCCGCCCUUCGACUUCCGCACGCCCUCGUCCGUCCUCACCGACGCCAUGCUGCGCAAGGGCAAGGAGCGCUACUCGUGCCGAUACUGUGGAAAAAUCUUCCCGAGAUCGGCGAACCUGACGCGUCACUUACGGACGCACACGGGCGAGCAGCCAUACAGGUGCAAGUACUGCGACCGCUCGUUCAGCAUCUCGUCCAACCUGCAGCGGCACGUGCGCAACAUCCACAACAAGGAGAAGCCCUUCCGCUGCCCCCUGUGCAGCCGCUGCUUCGGGCAGCAGACCAACCUGGACCGCCACCUCAAGAAGCACGACACCGACAGCGUGUCAGGCACGGCCGGAUCUUCUCCGAGCUCGGACCGAGAGGUCGGCUCCAUCCUGGAGGAGCGGGACGACUCGUUCUUCUCCCAGAUCCAGAACUUCCUGAGCGAAGGGCAGUCGCACCUUCCGGGCUCCCAGCUCCUCGCAAAGCAAGCGGUCAUGCCGGGGCACGGCCAGAAGGAGACCGAGGCUCUGUCCAAAGCCGAGCGAGAGCGCACGAGGGGCGAGAGGGGUGGAGGGAGCGAGCGCGACGGCGCGAGGAAGAAGAACACGGCGGUGGUCCGGCAGGACGAGGAGCAGGCCGAGGGUCGGGGGUCGCGGUCCCCUCGUCGCCACGAUGACAGAGACGACGGCGGUGGCAAGGACGCAGGCCAGGAGGACGGGCGGCCGCUCUCCAUUUCGUCGAGCCCGGAGUCGCUGCUGAGGUGCAGCCCGAGCCCGCUGCACGAGAAGCCGCUCUCGGCCCUGGAGCAAAUCGCCCGCUUCACCGACGGCCUGUCGUUCCGGCCGGCUGGUGAACUCCGACCUCCCAGCGGAUCCGCUCUGACCUUUAACCCCAACCCGCUGACCCCCGAGCCAGACUCGCAGCCCUCUCCUUUCCGGCAGAACAAGACUCAGACGUAUGCCAUGAUGCUGUCGCUGUCGGAGGACGAAGGCGGCCGCCUGGGGCUCCCCAAGUCCGCCGAGGGGUGGCCGCGCACGCUCCCGCCGUCGGCCGAGAACGGCGCCGCUCUGGCCGCAAGCCACGUCUAGUGGUGGUCGCGCCGCCGCCGCCGCUGGGGGGGGGGGGGGGUGGCCGGGGGGUGCUCCCUGGUCCCGACGGUGGGAAGCGUGAGCCGAGAAGAUUGGAACGACGCCACCACGUCCCCUACUGCGUUGCUCGCAGCCGUCUCGGGAAGGCAUCCGUCCCCUCCGCCCCCCCGCGCGCUUGCUUGGUGCGGCCUCAUCGCAGCGCGCUAGGGCUUGCGCGUUGCCGCGUGGCUACGAAGCGGCGGAGAUGGAGGGGGGGGCAGCACUUGGCGUGAGCGAGUCCGCCAUCUUGUUUUUUGUGAGCCUGCGGGGGGGGGGGGGGGGUCACGGGGGGCCUCCGAGGUAAUCGCCGUCUCGAUCAAGAACAAGAGGCAGCAAAUAUGUGGGGAGUGUUAAUGCCCCAAGCCUCCGUUAGAAGUAUAAACGUAACAGUCGUAAAUGAAGAAUCUAAAAUUUAACAACGAAAAAUUAUCAUUGCAAUGUAAAACUUGACUUUUGUUGGGACCAACGCUGCACUUCCAAAUUCCACUUUUGCAUGACCAAGAAAGGAAGAUUGUCCCACCUUUGUUUCCAUCGCCGAUGAUUCCAGUGAAAUCGUGGGGACCGAAUGCAGUCUCCCCGCAGCGCUGUGCGAGGUUGCCGUCGUGCCGUUUGCUCGCCGAGCGUGAAGACGACAGCGGCCUGCGCUGGGGUGGGUGUCCGGUGAAUCCUCCUAUCCGCGCUCGCUCUUCUGUGAAAGACAAAUCCAGGCCUCCCCCCCCCCACUCGCCUCUUCUGUGCGGUCACUCACACUCGUGUCUCGGCGACAGUAAACGUGUUAUUUAUUCGUGCUCGUGGUAUUUGUGACGCCUGUAAAAACUUUCCCCUCGCGCCAGUUUUUCUUUGUUAAUUGGGGGGGGGGGGGGCGGAAUUCUUCACCGAUGAUGGAUCACACUUCACGGAAUAUGGGCCCAGUUUUAUUUCAUUUUUUUAUGCAAGUGUGUUUUUUUAUAUAAAUAUAUAGAAACAUAUACAAACACAUUUUAUUUUGUGCUUCACAAUUCCAGCAAGUUGCGGCACAGAUCUUUACAGCGUUUGCACGACGUUUAGAACGGUUAUAAUGCACACAGUGGCCAAAUAAUGAAGAUUUCCCGCCAAAAACACAUCCUACAGGAUUCCGCCGAUAUCAUUAAUGGGACCUCGCGGCAUCGGAAAACCCCAAUGGGAUUGGGUGACAUUUCUUAAGGACCCCCCCUUGUAAAGGAAAGAGCAUUUGUGAAAAUUAACGCACAGCGUGUUGCCUUACGAGUACGCCCUGCUAGGAUUUGCAAUGUUUUUAUUUGACACAUUGGGUAUGAAAUGCCUUUUAAUUACAACACAGGACAGUAUUUAACAUUUCUGCAUUAGGUUUCAUUAAUGAUUUUAACUGGAGAGAGAGAGAGAAAAAAAAUCAAACGGACCAAAAAAAAAGUGACGACUAAAAUUACAAAUUGUGCUCCAUUUCAGCUGAUGAGGGUUAAUCUGAGUUGGGAUGAGGGUCUCCAGUCUGAGAUCGAGUCUCACUUUCUCUCUCUCAGGGUAGUGUAUAGCAAACCCCCCAGCGUCCGCUGUAACGUCAUUCAACCUUCACAUCGCCGAGUGGAAUUGGCCCGAGGCCACACGCCAAGCUGCCCGGGGCCCUAGCGAGCAGCGUUGUGCGUUGAAAAAACACCACCGCUGCCGUUCGGGCAAGUAGACACGCGAUUCUGCAAUGAGCGAGCCAGCGGGGGCCACGGCCCACUCUUUCACCCGCGAGAUUUUGUAGCUUUUCAUGUCGGUUGCAACGCUGCGGUUGCCGAGUUGUUUUAACGGUUUUAAACAAAAAAAAGAAUUUAAACUUUUUUUUUAUAUACAUGUAUAAGUUUCCCACUCGUAUUGAUAUCACAGUGUCGAUGUCCCACUCGUGCUAUUUGCCUCCAGAUUAAAAGAAACAUUCGCUCAGAGCGUCGGCGGAUUAUUGCAUCCGACGUUCGUCUGCGCGCGUUUUGAUUAUUCCCAGCGCAGCGAAGCGUCAAGGGGCACCGCCGCGAGAAUUCAAUCGGCGUGCUGGCGGCGCGAACGGGAAAAUUAUCCGAAAAGUAAUUGUACGCUUCGAGCUAAAGCAACACACACACACGCAAAACGAACUCCUGCUGACAUUGCGCUUAUUUGUCCAGAAAUUUGCCAAAUGUAGCAGAAGGUGGCGGGGAGUGGGGGGUUAAGGCUCCACUGGUCUCGGCUGACACCCGAUUCGAUGGGAUUUCGACGCGGGUUUUUUGUAUGUGAGAAUUUCUCAUGGAGGGUUGAUUCCGAUGGCCAUGAGCUUUAUUAAGAGCCUAUGUUGCCAACGACGGGUUUUCAUUGAAGACAAGUCGCAUCUUCGGCGUCGUCUGGUCUUAAGUGUCAUUGGAAACACAUUUUUUUACGCGCGUGCGCACGUGCGUAUGUGUGAAAUAUAAAGAUGUGGCAGCACAUUCACAAGAGUUGCAUCUGCUACCCAAAAGCGUGUAAAGUUGUUGUGUGUGUCUGUCUGUGUGUGUCUGUGUCGGCCUUGCACGCUUUCGGCGAACACGAAUUUCGUUUGGGAGUGCUUUUCGUGAGCACACGCAGAACAUGUCAAAAUUCCUUCAUGAAAAAUGCUGGGGGUUUUUUGCCUUGAAUAUAGUAGAGACACAGUACGGUUGGUUCAAUCAUGAAAAGGCAGUUCCUCCUAAUAUUUAUACAUUUCCUCAAAGGACUUGUGAGGGAGUGUCAUUAUAAUACGUAAACUGUAUAUUAAAAAAACGUGUGUGUGUGUGUAUAUAUAUAAACUGAAAGGUAACACGUACUAAGCCAACACGCAAAUACGUUGUGAUCCAUCGCUCAUAACAAAUAAAAUAAAACGUACAAAUCUCAACAAUCAAUCUCACGCAACAGUUCAUAUGACGGCAGUUAUAAUACAUCUGGCAAUCGAUGCAUUUUUGCGGUUUCAAAAAUCACUCUGAACAACUAGCCGACAAAGCACCGUGUAAACGUCCCCCACCACCCCCUGCAUUAUAUUUUGGGGACCAAACGUGAUUUGUCUUUGCGUCGUCGUUCUGAUCAGGGCGAUGGAUGGAUGGAUGGUGAUCUUUGGGCGGCGGGAAUAGAAUCAAGUUGCGAGCGACCGUUUGUUUUAAAAAGGGACAAUCAUGCUUGUUAUUGUUGUUGUGUUCACCGGAUGAUUUGUCCGGGAGAUGCUUUUACGCGGGAGUGUUUCAGUCCGUCUUCCUCCGUGCGCUGGGUUCGGCCUUUCGUUCGGCGUGCUUUGUACUUGCAUCCACCCGUACGUCACCAUGAAAGAAACUACGAUGGAUUGUGGUUUUUUUUUUUGGUGUUGAAACAUUUGAUUAUUAUUAUUGUCAAACUCGUGAGCGUAUAGUGCCAAAUCAAACAUUUAAAAUCUAGACUUGAUUUGAUUAAAAAGUUAUAUCAACAACAAAAUCUCCACACGGCUGAGGUACAGGACAGCUUUCACGUGUCCUUAAUGCGUAGCUUCUCUUUAUAAACAUAACCAACACACACAAAUCCCUAUUAUUUAAAUGUUUCUCCUUCCUCUGUACAGUAACCUGUGUUUGUUAAUAUAUAAAGUGUUUUAAAACGUCCACUUUUUGUUGCUAAAUACCUCAUUUUUACAUUACUCGUUCCUGCUCUCUUGGGCCGAGGCCACGAUGUGAAAACAGAACAGGCUUCACACGAAAUUGCCGUCUCAGUCUGCUUCUUAUCCAGAGGAGUUUGAGAGGACUCUUCCCCUGUCUCCUCUUAUCAGGUAUAUACUGUGUACAUAACAUCAUUCAUACUUUACCACGCUAAUUCCGACUUUUAAUGCAAUGCAUUGUACAUUAGACAAAAGGUAAUUUAGAGAUUAACCUUAUCACCUUAAUUACUGGCAUAUUCUCUUGUUUGUGGGGGUAGGGGGGGUCAAAGUUACUUGCUGAAAAAACACCUCUCAGCACCUCCAACCGAUCCGAGAAAGCCUCCACGAGCCUCAAGACUUAUUUCCAGGAGGGAGGGUCCUGCAUUGAGGAUGUUUGGCCAAUUCCCAUGAAACAAGUGUUUGGGUUUAUUGCGGGACACGUGGCACCGAGACUGGACCACUUGGUGAAAACCCAACUUCCACACUUAAAACUCCGCACGGAUAGAUUCAAGAAUCCAUUGCUGUUAAAAUGGUAAACGCCUCGCCUCAAUCAAGGGGGCAAGACCCCCCCACCUCCACUUUGUAAUGAGAGUGUCUCUUAAGCAGUGGUAGCAAUUCCACAUUCCCAUGGCGGAGAUCAUGUAUAUCCAUAUGCUGACAAAUAGUAAAAACAUUUAAUUGGUACCUUAAAUAUGAUAUCAUCCACCACCUUAGACGCGAAAUGAGUUUAAUGUUUGCAGCAACUGCGUUCAGUUUUUUUUACACUUUUACAUCGCUCCGAUCAAUAACGUGCCAUCAGCUGAAAUGCACGCUUGCAGGAUUUAUCUCAGAAUUCACGCCCCUUGCACGGCUUGCUCUCAUUACCAUUUAAAAAUGCUGAUGCAGCGAGCAAGCAUCAAGGUUGACAACACUUUUAAAAAUAAAAAUGCUGACUUGGCUACGGCGCGUGAACAGACGAAGCAUGACGAGCCAUCCUCCUGUAUUCUCUGUGGCCUGUACGUACGUUGAACUUCUUUCACACCGUACAUAGCCAGCCGUGCUCAUCGCAGGUGGCGAGCCCCGUGAUAAUUCUGACGUCGGUGAAUAACAAGUGCAGCCAAGAAGUGGGAUAAACCUCGCCGACAGGCAGGACAAAGAUUCCAAUACUAAUCAUCGUCAUCAUCCUGAGCCAUGACCAAUCCACUGCUGGAUGAAGGCCUCCCCAAGCCGUCCGUCGCCAUCUCUCACGGUCUUGCGAUGCAACAAUCCAUCAGGCACGACCCGGUCAACAUGCCAAUGUUAGGGCAACGUUGAUCCGUCAUCGCGACUCGGGCCACUCGAGGGAGACGAACUUGGAGAGCCAGAGGAGCCACUUGGUUCUCACCGCACGGAGGUGGUUCACGCACCGCGCCGUGAGCCCGGUGACCCGAGUUUGAAUCCCAGCCGUGGCUAACAUCAGUGGCGGAGGAGAUGUCUCAUUCGGUUCUAGGCACCCCCAACGCGCGCCCACCACCCUACCCACCUCCCCCACUUCACCAUUGACCAGCAUGGGGAAGUAUGGUCACACAGCCCCCAAGACUGACAUGGGGGCUAUAAAGUGACGCAUUUUUACGCAAUCUAUAAAAUACGUUUGAGUAAAUUAAAAUGAAAAAGUAACACAAAGUUAAAUGCUCAAAGUAUGGAAUUCAUGCGGCUGGUGUUUGUGUUGUUGGCUAAGAGCCAUUCGUUUUGCCUCUUGCUCAAUCGGCGUUGCUUUCGUGCCAGCGCUUGUGGCCCGUUUCCUCCCCCGACACGCACCUGCAUGUGGCCCACUCCCUUCACCAUUGACCAAGUCGGACGCGUAAAGCUUCAUCUGUGCGCCCAGCGGGGUCGCGCUAUGUCUGCCUGGGAGGUGAAGACGGGGGCUGUUGCUGUGUUCAGCACUGGCUGAUAUAAUCGGCAGGCCAGUGCGUUCGCGUCAUGCCCCCCCGAAUGCCAAGGAGGUCUGGAUGGACCCGGUUGGUCAGGGAGUGCUGGAAUGGGGGGGGGGGGGCUUUGAGUUGGUGGUAGAUGGGUGGAUGGGAUUGCUGCUGGUGGCAAAUCCCAGCUCUUGUAACAACUGCCCUGAUGUAUGCCACUAACCCAAGGGCCUCUCUGCUCCGUUGAUAUUUAACAAAUAUUGUGGCAAUUGUCAACAGAUUAGGGAACGUCAAGACACGCGCGGAGUUACGUAAGCUCUCCAGCAUGCGUCUGUCCCCGUAAGAAUCUUUGAUUAGUAGUACAGAAGCUAACGGGAGCUUGCCAAAGCUCACCGCGUUUUCAAUUUUGCAAUUAGUCUUCUCUGCUCAGGUUUCUGUCUCCCUUGUUUUGGGCAGCCCUUCCUUUGAUCAGUGUUGGGCAGUUUUCAAUAAGCCAAGUCACACUUAACAGCACAAUUUUAUUUUCAAGUUGUGUUCACAUUUUAUCAUCUUUAUGAAGAGAGUUAUUGGCGGACCCCUUAUUACGGAGUGAAUACGUAAACGCUUUCAAGCAAGAACAUUUUUUUUAAACUAGAACAUUGAAGUCAACCGUGGCAUCCCGUAUAACAUCGUAAAAUAAUCUAAAAUACAAAGUUAAAAAUAUCAUGCUUCAGUGAUUUUUAUAUGGAAUAAAUGCUUUCAGCGUGUUUAAUAAUUCACAAGUCUGUACAUAUUGAGGAUAAAUAUAAAUGAUGCAUCUCAUCGGUUGAAAUUGUGUUAUUUGUUAUGAAUUAAACAUGUAGAAAUUACGUUUUAAUUAGCCAGAGGGCCCUGCGAAAUGUAUUCAGCGCUUUGGAGACGAGGGUUGGUGAAUCGUGUUGAGAUUCGUGAAAUUCCCAAAUCCGCCGCAUAGGCCAUACUAUCGCCAGGAUGUGAAAGUACAGAAAAUGGAUACUUGGAUCGAUAUUUGUGGAGACUCGAGUUAUCCCCCCCCCCACCCCCUCUCUGUACCUGUGGGUUUUAUACUGGACAUCUGUGAAAUUACUGGACAUCUGUGAAAUUACUGGACAUCUGUGAAAAAAGCUUUAUAGCUCAUCGGAUUCCUCCAGGAUAAAAACAUAACACUUCAGAUUUCUCUACACACACAAAACAAUCGUUGUUGGAAUUGGCCAAACAACGCCAUGCAGAGAAACCCCUCCGUGAUAAAGCGUCUAACGACUCGGCGAAGUUCUGCCGGGAAAAUAAAGGAUACAGACUCCUGGCAGUGCACGUGUUGGCGAUCAUCUCUCGACUAGUUCAACGUUUGACCGAGAAACUCACGCCAGCCACAAAUUCACAAAAUUUCAAGUUUUUUUGUAAGUCUUUGUAAACAUUCUACAGGGUUUCGUGAUGAUUCUUCUGAGAUGCUCAUCUUGUCGGACACCAAUAGCCAUGUGAAGUAUUGUUCUCGCUGUUCUGUCGUAAGUUCCUUGAAACAAAUGUAAAACAGUCGUGUUUUCCCGCGUUCAAAUAAUAAGAAUCAGUCCACACCCCCAUUUCCCCCUGCUGUAAUGUCAUUAAGAACCCCUGGACUGCGAUAAGAUUUCAGAUUCAUUCGCGGAGCCUGUAAAACAUUGAGGAUGCAUAAGUAUUGCUCGAUCGUUGAGUGAAAAGGCAGGCUUACGUUUAAUUGUACAUUUUGGUUCCCCAUAAUCUUCUACGACGGCGUGUAAUGAGUCGUCUGUGAGUAAUCUGUUUUAAUUAAGGGAAGAGAUUAUUCGGUGUUCUUGGGAGAUUUUUUGUUGUUGUUCAGCCAGAUACACUUUCACUUGUCACCACUUUCAAAGGUGCUUUUUAAACUUAGUGCUAUGAUGUGCUACUGAGUGUUUUUGUAACAUAAUGUAAAAAAAAGUCAUAAAUGUACAAAAAUAUAUAGCGGCCCAAUUAAAGAUUUUUUUUUGAAAUGUGAAACUGUGCAACCCCCCCCCCCCCCCCCCCGGUGUUUGGAAUGAAGAACACUUUGUGACUGUUCCGCUGUGUGUGUAAGAAGCUUGAAAUAAUAAUUAUUAUUAUAGACAGUUACUGUAAUUCCACUGUGUUAUAUAGCUAACGCAAUGAUACGACUGUACACAAAUCAUUUAGCGUAGAUUCUCCCCGUUUGAUCCUUUGUCAAUAAUGCAUGUACCUCCAAACGGAACAUGAAAUGUACUUUUCUUUUCUGUAGAAAGCGGUCGUAAUUUCAAAACAAUUGUCUUAGACAUUGAUUUUAAUGAUUAAAA
Molecule: messenger RNA, 12451 nt
Organism: Lethenteron reissneri (Far Eastern brook lamprey)
Lineage: Eukaryota; Metazoa; Chordata; Hyperoartia; Petromyzontiformes; Petromyzontidae
Product: MDS1 and EVI1 complex locus protein EVI1-A-like
Biological process (GO): regulation of transcription by RNA polymerase II; embryo development
Cellular component (GO): nucleus
Molecular function (GO): DNA-binding transcription factor activity, RNA polymerase II-specific; RNA polymerase II cis-regulatory region sequence-specific DNA binding; protein binding
Source: RefSeq, a predicted model, not a curated record